AUGACGGAUAAUGUCAAUAUCGCGAAACGAGACGAUAUCGAGAGUCAAGUCGGUGUCGAGAUUCAAGUCAAUGAGACUUUGGCCAAUCAAGAAGAAAUCAAGCGUGCCAUUCAACGUGGUUUAGUUGAAACGGCAAAGAUAACAAAUGCAUGGGUUAUGACAAAUGGCAUAAAUCACGCUAUGAAUCGCUUAAUAGGAAAAGGGCUGCGUACUGACGUCUCUGAAGAUGAUAUUCCUUGUAUUGGCUUGUGCACCUGGCCGUGUUCACAAGGUCACUGUCAACUACAAAAGAAGGAAAUAAAAUUGGCUCAUUCUACACAGAGCAGUGACGAAGCGCACGAUCCUGAGAUGGGACGUGCUAAGCAUGAUAAUAAAAGACAAGAAUCUUUAUCCUGGUUUGCUAAAAAAAUUCGACAAAUUUCCAAGACCAGUACAACUACUAAUUCGAUACCUUUAGUAAUUAUCAUCAAAUAA
This is a messenger RNA of Rotaria sordida, 474 nucleotides long. The record is from the annotation of a GenBank genome assembly. Lineage: Eukaryota; Metazoa; Rotifera; Eurotatoria; Philodinida; Philodinidae.